GGGAAGCGAAAGUUAGCGCGGAUACGAGCUUUCAUGAUUGAUUUCGCAAGCCGAGCAAAACAGUCGCGAGGCGUUUAACUUUUUGAUAAAAGCUUUUGCUCUUGAAGUGUGCAUAUUGGAUAGUAACUCUUUCUGUUUUGAACUGGAUUUCUAAAUAUAUUGUAAAUAAAAAUGAAAUCAGUGACUACUUAUGGUUUGCUUGUUGAGUGUUUUUGGCUUGCUCUUUUUUGUGGAUCUGCUACACCUUUAUUGGCUGAUAGUGAUCAUCAUAAGUGGGACAAAUUAUACUUAGUUCAUCAUUGGCCAGUGACUGUAUGCAUGAUGAAUGACAAUGAAUGCAAAGAUCCACCAAUGUACUGGACAAUCCAUGGACUCUGGCCUGAUAAAGCUGAAGAAUGUAAUAGAAGUUGGCACUUCAACGUAUCUGAGCUUAAGGAUUUCAUGGAAGACAUGAGAGAAUAUUGGCCAGAUAUACUUCAUACAAACCAUACCCAUUUCUGGAGACAUGAAUGGGAAAAACAUGGGACAUGCGCAGCUGAAUUAGAAGCUCUUAACUCACAAAAAAAGUACUUUCAGAAGACAUUGGAAUUCUAUAGAAAAAUUAACCUUAACAGUUUUCUCUUGAAAGUUGGGAUAAAGCCAGGCCCUACUUACUAUCAGCUGGCAGCCAUCAAAGAAGCUCUUGAAAGUGUUUACAAUAUAACACCAAAGAUUCAGUGUCUUCCUCCUGAGGAGGGACGGCUACAAGUAAUGGGUCAGAUUAAAUUCUGUCUUACCAAGGAGUUUACUCUGAGAAAUUGUACAGAGCCACAAUCUGAUUUAUCUUCUGCACAUGAAGACAACUCAACAGAAGAUCUGUCAAUUUGCAAUGAUACUCUGACUUACUACCCUUCACAUAUGCAUACUUAGAAAUAUUUUGUUGCAAAUGUUGUUGAACUUUUUAAAGUUCUAGUGGGGAACAAUUAUGUACUGGAUUUAGACAGCAAAGCCAUCUCUGAAAGCUAAUAUUAAGUGCUUUCUUUUUUAUUUUGAUUAGUGACUGCUUGUUUCAGUAAAAUUGCUGUCCAUAUAUAAUUUACUUUUUCUUCAAUAAAAUUGGUUCAUUUUCCUUUU
Messenger RNA from Python bivittatus (Burmese python), 1113 nucleotides. It is a transcript of the gene RNASET2, whose product is annotated as ribonuclease T2. Gene Ontology annotation, biological process: RNA catabolic process. Gene Ontology annotation, cellular component: extracellular region. NCBI's taxonomy places the organism in Eukaryota, Metazoa, Chordata, Lepidosauria, Squamata, Pythonidae. The record is from RefSeq and is a predicted model, not a curated record. Gene Ontology annotation, molecular function: RNA binding; ribonuclease T2 activity.